ACACCCGUAUCCUGUACACACACGACUCAAAGGGAGCCGCUUGCUACUCUCACGAGCUUUCCACGAUUGCACUCACCGACCCGAAGUCAGGUUUCUAAAUGCCUGCAAAAAGCAGGAUGAAAAAUGUCGGAAGACUAUGCGACUUGUUGGUGGUGUAGACGCAGCACUUACCGGACUCUUUUUCUUGUCGCCUUUGUUGCCUGUUACAUUUUGUUUGGAGCUUAUAUCUUUCAACUGAUUGAAAAGUCUAAAGAGGAUGAAUUGAGAGCGUGCGUUCAGGAUAUCAGAGCAGAUUUUCUCAAGGAACACGGUCAGUGUAUGACAGAUGUGGAGUUAGAAGCGUUCAUCGUCGAGAUCGUCAAGGCGAGUGAAAGUGGAGUAUCAGCCAUCCAUAAUGUCUCCAGUGAACCCAACUGGAGCUUCGGGCAGUCGAUCUUCUUCGCUGGAACAAUACUAACAACGAUUGGUUAUGGUCACAACACGCCACUCUCCGAAGGAGGGAAGGUCUUUUGCAUCAUCUACGCCCUCAUCGGAGUCCCCCUGACCCUUAUAUUGUUCGCAAUAGUUGUGGAGCGCCUCAUGAUCCCUUCAACAAUGAUCCUCAUAUUCCUCGGGAAGAAAAUGGAGCACCUAUACAAAGCUGUGUACAUUCGCUUCCUCCAUCUUUUCAUCGUUUUCGCGAUUCUGCUACUGUUCGUUUUCAUAAUCCCGUCGGUAAUAUUUACUACUAUAGAAGAGGAGUGGAAUUUCCUGAACUCAAUAUACUACUGUUUUAUAUCAAUGACAACUAUUGGCCUUGGCGAUUACAUUCCUGGAGAACAACCCAACCAAAAACAUAGAACAGUUUACAAGGUUUUUAUCACAAUCUAUCUCCUCCUCGGCUGUAUCAUCAUGUUGUUCACUCUAGCUGUCAUCUACGAAAUCCCGGAGCUCAACAUUCAUGGUCUUCACUUCUACAUGCGGAGCGAGGAGCAAGAUGACGAACAUGAACAACAAACACUAAAAGACUCCAUCAACCCCGGGAACAAUUACGCAGACUUAGACAAGGUGGCUGAGGGGGGUUCGCUCAUAGAAGGUUCGCCCGCCAGAGAACAGCCACACUCUCCGGCCCGAAGCCAUGUUUCUAAUUGCCUGCAAAAAGCAGGAGGAAAAAUGUCGGAAGACUGUGCGACAUGUUGGUGUUGUAGACGCAGCACUUGCAGGACUCUUUUUCUUGUCGUCCUUAUUGCCUGUUACAUUUUGUUAGGAGCUUAUAUUUUUCAACUGAUUGAAAAGUCUAAAGAGGAUGAAUUGAGAGCGUGUGUUCAGGAUAUCAGAGCAGAUUUUCUCAAAGGGCACGGUCAGUGUCUGACAGAUGGAGAAUUAGAAGCUUUCAUCAUCGAGAUCGUCACGGCGAGUGAAAGUGGAGUAUCAGCCAUCCAUAAUGUCUCCAGCAAACCCAAUUGGAGCUUUGGGCAGUCUAUCUUAUUCGCUGGAACAACACUUACAACAAUAGGUUAUGGUCACAUGAGGCCACUCUCCGAAGGAGGGAAGGUCUUUUGCAUCGUCUACGCCCUCAUCGGAGUUCCCCUGACCCUUAUCAUGUUCGCAACAGUCGUGGAGCGCCUCAUGAUCCCCUCAACAAUGUUGCUCGAAUUCCUCGGGAAGAAAACGGAGCAACUACACACACCUGCGUACAUUCGCUUCCUCCAUCUUUUCAUCGUUUUCACGAUUCUGCUACUAUUAGUUUUCAUAAUCCCGGCGGUAAUAUUUACUACUAUAGAAGAGGAGUGGAAUUUUCUGGACUCAAUAUACUACUGUUUUAUAUCUAUGACAACUGUUGGCUUUGGCGAUUACAUUCCCGGAGAGCAACCAAACCAAAGUUAUAGGACGGUUUACAAGGGUUUUAUCACAAUCUAUCUCCUCCUCGGCUGUAUCAUCAUGUUGUUCACUCUAGCUGUCAUGUACGAAAUCCCAGAGCUCAACCUUCAUGGUAUUCACUUCUACAUGCGGAGCGAUGAGCUAGAUGACGAAGACUCCAUCAACCCGGGGAACAAUUACACAGACUUAGACAAGGUGGCUGAGGGAGGUUCGCUCAAUGAAGGAUCUCCCGCCAGAGAACAGCCAGAAUAAUCUGAUGUAGGUUAUUAGAUUUCACUAAAGGUGGCGUUGAAUGUGUGUAGAACAUGCGCCACCUUUCUUCAUUCAGUUACCGGGGACUGUAUAUAGACUUUGACUUACAAAGACAGUUGUGUUUUUUAAUGCAAUAUUGGAGAGGGUGAUUCAUAAUCAUUCGAAAAGAAAGCGAUUGAAAUAAGCUGGCGAACUGUUAAUUCGUCUCCGUUCUGUCCGUCGCAUUGUACAUAGCGGACGUCACGCGUACAGUCACGCCUCGGUCCUUUGGAACCACAAAACGGCUCGUAGUUUGAAAACGAGAUAUCAGGAAGUUGGAUGAUGAUUGAUUGGCCUUUUUAUCAUUAGGACGGGCAGGUAGAAGCAAAUAUGACAAAUAGGUAGAAGCAAAUAUGACAAAUAGGUAGAAGCAAAUGUGACAAAUGUACAUGUAUAUACAUCAAAGAAUCGGGUCUGAAAAUAAAGACAUGAACAAACUAAAA
Messenger RNA from Lineus longissimus, 2594 nucleotides. RefSeq lists its product as uncharacterized. Gene Ontology annotation, cellular component: plasma membrane. The transcript has 8 exons. Bases 124 to 2112 code for a protein of 662 amino acids. The record is from RefSeq and is a predicted model, not a curated record. Gene Ontology annotation, molecular function: potassium ion leak channel activity; outward rectifier potassium channel activity. Gene Ontology annotation, biological process: potassium ion transmembrane transport; stabilization of membrane potential. Lineage: Eukaryota; Metazoa; Nemertea; Pilidiophora; Heteronemertea; Lineidae.